Messenger RNA from Lucilia cuprina (Australian sheep blowfly), 677 nucleotides. RefSeq lists its product as uncharacterized. Bases 77 to 616 code for a protein of 179 amino acids. The record is from RefSeq and is a predicted model, not a curated record. NCBI's taxonomy places the organism in Eukaryota, Metazoa, Arthropoda, Insecta, Diptera, Calliphoridae. The transcript has 4 exons.
UAAUGCAAUACAAUUUCUCUAGUGUAAAUUAAAACUAUUAUACACAAAAUAUUAUUUCAAUAACAACCGAACCGGCAUGAAAACUUUAAGUGCAAAUAUUUUAUGUUGCAGUUGUAAACUGUAUAAACUUGGCCUAUUAAUUGCAUUUUUGUAUUUGAUACCAAAUUUAAUAAUAAUUGUUUGUUUUUUUGCCAAUGAUUAUGAUGUCUACACUUUGCCCUUUAUGUGCGCCCUAGUUGUACUUACAUCGUUAUUACUGAUCAAGGGUUUAAUGGAAGAUCGUCAUGAAUUCCUUCUACCCUGGCUGGCCAAUAUUGCAGUUUUGAUAUUAUUCAAUAUUAUUUUUGUUGCUUGUCAAUUUGGCGAACUUAAUCGGGAAGGAACUAAAGAAUCAUUUUAUUUGGAAUUUGGUCUCUUUAUUGCUUUAGAACUUCAAAUUUUAUGUUGGUACAUUAUCUAUAACCUACUGAUAAGAGGUAUUCAAAAGCAUAAACGACAAGCAGGAGCUAUUAGAGCCCUUUCGGAAAUUGUCGAAGCUCAGGACAAGGAUUAUUAUAAAGUUAAUCUAAUUGCUAAUGAGCAUUUAGGUGUUGAAAAGAAAGUUAUUUCUGUUUAAAGUUGAAUAAUGAAGAUUUGUUAAUUUAAUGAAAAAUAUCUUCUGAUUAAAGCAUUUAAAA